Molecule: messenger RNA, 913 nt
Organism: Phytophthora infestans T30-4
Lineage: Eukaryota; Oomycota; Peronosporomycetes; Peronosporales; Peronosporaceae
Exons: 1
Coding region: 79-672 (197 amino acids)
Source: RefSeq, a predicted model, not a curated record
AUCGGCCGUGUGAACAGCAAAAGCUCUCGGCCUCAUAGCAGCUUGCAGACUUUCAAGUAUACAGCACACAACCAAGAGAUGAAGACCUCGACAAUCGCGACGAUGGCAGCAGCGCUCCUAGCCAGCACUGCGACCGCCAACAACACCACAACUACGAACACCACCACGACGGUCUCGGGAUGCUGGGAAGUGAGCGUGAUGCAGGACGCCACGUACUGUAUCGAGGGCCCUAUUUGCAGCGGCUCCGGUCUUGAGCCUACGGGAUCCAACUGCCCCGUCAAGGGCGACGUGGCCACAGCCGACUGCCACGACUACCUGGCCAGCCACUCUGGCGAUGGCUCCUGUGUACUGCCCGCGGAUUCCACGUGCCAAGUGAUCAAGACUGGCGCCUGGGGCUGCGUGCUCUCGUCGGGCGGCAGUGCCAGUGCCGAGGGUUCCGUUGAGGCUGGAAGCGGCAGCGCUGCCGCCAACGUCUCUGUCCUGGCAGCCGCGGAGAGCGAGCAGAAGUCCGGCGGCGGUACGUCGGCCAGUUUAAUUGCCGCCAUCGCCGUUGGUGCGGGCUGCGUUGCGGCUGUGGCCGGCUUUGCGCUGUACAAGCAGUACGAGAAGCACUCGGCUGAGGAUGCGGAGCGGGCCUAUCAGCACACGUUCGUCGACGUCGUUACCCCGUAAAUGGGAUUGCGAGGGGGUCGAGCAGAAGGCGGUAGGACGCCUACGGUCUGUUACGCUUGGACGCGUCGCGAUAUGAAGAAGGCUGUCGCGUUUGGAUGAUCUCUCGGGCGUGUCGAGCUGUCGAUCCCUAGCAGCUACUACAUGUAGUUCGUAGUCUUCUUCGCAUAUUUUGGAUCUAUUUUUUUAAUAUGACACGCUUGUGGGUGACUUUCAAUCGCUGCAUUGUGGAUCUGAUUUCACA